Messenger RNA from Lynx canadensis (Canada lynx), 1817 nucleotides. It is a transcript of the gene CC1H1orf56, whose product is annotated as chromosome C1 C1orf56 homolog. The record is from RefSeq and is a predicted model, not a curated record. The transcript is spliced from 2 exons. NCBI's taxonomy places the organism in Eukaryota, Metazoa, Chordata, Mammalia, Carnivora, Felidae. Bases 704 to 1741 code for a protein of 345 amino acids. Gene Ontology annotation, biological process: regulation of cell population proliferation.
GAUUUCCCGGGGGGGGGGGGAGGGGGAGGAGGCGACACAUCAUUUCAGCAGUAGGGGUGCAUAUAGGGGUGUCUUGUAUGGGAAAGGGCAAGGCUGUGGGUUUUAGUCCUGCUUGAGCUGCAGAACCCUGGGCAACUAACUGCAUCUCACUGAGUGUCCUCUUUUCCUCCCCCUUCAAAUGGGAGCCCCUGGUCGCCUGUGAAGCUCAGGGUGGGUGGGGCAUAACUGACCGCGGCAAGCCCCCCACCCCCACCCCGUCUGUUGGGGGACCAGGAGUCAGCUCCCUACGUAUUGAAGAACCGCUGUUUCCUUCUUCGUCACGUCUGCUGCCUGUGAGCCUGGGAAGGAGCGCUUUCAAAGCCUGUAGUUUCGUCCUGUCUCGUAAACUCAGAUCCGUAGCGGUUAAUAAACUGCGAUGCACGAUGUAAGCUCGGCUCCGAGGAAGUGCACUGCCUGACCAGGCCCUUACGUCACAAUUGCGUCUGGUGGUUCUGCCGGAGUUCUGGCUGCUGGAGUUCCUGGGAUUUUAGCUCAGCCCCUCGGGCUACGCCGAGAGGGCCUGGGGGAGGGGCGUGGCGCGCGGUAGGAACCCCACGGGCCUCGGUUCCAACGGCCCCCUGGGUCGAGAGUGGAAGGGAGGGAAGAGGUGGGAGACCCGGCCUCCUUCGCUGGCCUCCUCCUCAGCCGCCCACUGCCCGGCCCCAUGGUCCCCGCCGCCGGCGCGCUGCUCUGGGCCCUGCUGCUGAGUCUGGGGCCCCGGCUGGCGGGGGCCCAAGGCCUGACUUCCACCGAGUCGCAGCGGGUAAGUUUCCGCUCCGGGGUCCCUAUGUCCCGCAACUACCGGACCACCCCCCGGACCGGCGCUCCCAAGAAGAUGAGGGUAACAAUGGAGGACGAGGAUGACCUCGUGGCCCGUGCCGACCGCCUGGCAGGCCCGGCCGCGGCCGAGCUUUUGGCCUCCACGGUGGCCACAGGCGUCAGAAAGUCAAUUGUGUCAUCGCCGGAGGAAGAUGAGUCUUUGGAAGAGGGGGUUGUGAUCAACGCCAGAAAGAGUAAUGUGAGCGGAGAGGCUCUCCGAGCGACUUCCAAUACGGCGAGGAUGCCCAACCCAAGGUUUAAAGCAAAUACCCAGGAGCCCGAGAUCAGGAUGUCUUCUUCAGACCAGCGGGCCAACACGUGGAUGUCCACUGAGGACUUGGUUCAUCCCGAGAGUACCAUGAGCCAGUGGUCAACAGCAGGGUCCACCCCGAGACCGUGGCCACACCCCUCACCAACAGCCAUGCCGCCAGCAGAGGACCUGCGGCUGGUUCUCAUGCCCUGGGGCCCAUGGCACUGCCACUGCAGGUCAGGCACCAUGAGCCGGUCCAGGGCAGGCAGGCUGCAAGGCCUUUCCGGGCGCCUUCGAGUUGGAGCACUGAGCCAACUCCACACAGAGCACCGGCCUUGUACCUACCAGCAGUGUCCCUGCAACCGGCUUAGGGAGGAGUGCCCUCUGGACGCUGGUCUCUGCCCUGACACCAGCUGCACCACUCAGACCACCACCACCACCACCACUACCACUCCCAUACCGCCCCUCAGCUCUAGACUCAGACCCACCCCCUUCCUCUUCUUUGGCCCCAGCCCCAGCCCCAGUUCAGCCCUUGCUUUUUGGAGACGAGUCCGGAUCGGGCUGGAGGAUAUUUGGAACAGUCUGUCUUCAGUGUUCACAGAGAUGCAACCACUAGAGAGAAACCGCAGGUAAUGGCCACUUCAUCCUCAAGAGAAGGUGUCAGCAUCUCAGCCUCCUCACCCUUUCAAUCCCAGAACCUACUGGAUAU